Molecule: messenger RNA, 2373 nt
Organism: Betta splendens (Siamese fighting fish)
Lineage: Eukaryota; Metazoa; Chordata; Actinopteri; Anabantiformes; Osphronemidae
Product: ELAV-like protein 1
Exons: 7
Coding region: 284-1330 (348 amino acids)
Cellular component (GO): ribonucleoprotein complex
Molecular function (GO): RNA binding
Source: RefSeq, a predicted model, not a curated record
GCCAUGCUGCUUUUUGCGGUCCAGGGAGCCACAGUUAGCCGGCGGUGGCUAACGUUAGCAUCCGGGGCCUUUAGCAGGCCGCUGGGGUUUGGGCGCGAGGACAGAAAUGCGUCGAUCCGGCGCUCUUCAAAAUAAGGCCACGGUGCUUUGUUUCAACUAGCUAGCGAACAGGACCCUGCAGAAUAACGUUCUCUGUUUAUGUAGUGCAAGUGUUUUCGCUUAUUUGAAUGUGGUGGAGCAAAAAAACAAAUACACCCCGCCUUAGGAGCAGUGAAGUGUCUUCAUGGCAGUUCGUCGAGGACACAUUAAGUACUUGAAAGCUGACCUGCAGGAGGUGUAUGAGAUGUCAAACGGAUAUGAAGACCACAUGGGAGGGGACGAGGGGAAGGACGCCAAGACCAACCUGAUAGUGAACUACCUGCCUCAGAGCAUGACGCAGGACGAGCUGCGGAGCCUCUUCUGCAGCAUCGGGGAGGUGGAGUCUGCCAAGCUGAUCCGUGACAAAGUAGCAGGCCACAGUUUAGGGUACGGAUUUGUUAACUAUCUUAACCCUAGUGAUGCAGACAGAGCUAUCAGUACACUGAAUGGACUAAGGCUACAGUCCAAAACUAUCAAGGUCUCGUAUGCUCGGCCCAGCUCUGACACAAUAAAAGAUGCCAACCUGUAUAUCAGUGGCUUGCCCAAGUCCAUGACCCAGAAGGAUGUGGAGGACAUGUUUUCACACUAUGGUCGCAUCAUUAAUUCCCGGGUACUUGUUGAUCAGGGUACAGGUACGACAGGCGUGUCGCGUGGGGUGGCUUUUAUCCGGUUUGACAAACGUGCCGAGGCAGAGGAUGCGGUCAAAAGCCUGAAUGGCCAAACGCCACCGGGAACCUCUGAGCCAAUCACUGUGAAGUUCGCUGCCAACCCAAACCAGGCAAAGAACACUCAACUGAUCUCUCAGCUCUACCACAACCAGUCCAGGCGUUUUGGUGGGCCCCUGCACCACCAGGCUCAGCGGUUCAGGUUCUCCCCGAUGGGUGUUGAUCACAUGAGUGGCAUGGGAGGAGUCAGUGUCCCUGGGAACUCCACCUCAGGUUGGUGCAUCUUUAUCUACAACCUGGGCCAGGAUGCUGACGAGAGCAUCCUGUGGCAAAUGUUUGGCCCCUUCGGCGCCGUCACCAAUGUCAAGGUGAUCCGAGACUUCAACACCAACAAGUGCAAGGGCUUCGGCUUCGUUACCAUGACGAAUUACGAGGAGGCGGCCAUGGCCAUCGCCAGUCUGAAUGGAUACAGGCUUGGAGACAGGAUGCUACAAGUGUCCUUUAAGACCAGCAAGGGCCACAAGUAGAGAGAGGUGGACAAUUAGGCGUAGAGGAUCGAGUAGAGUGACCUGCGUCAGGCUUUAUUAGCAGAGAGCAGAAGUAUGUUUUUGCAAAGUCUGGCACAUCGUUUUUGAUUUUUAACAUGUUCAGAGUUAUGCGAGACAUUCACUGUACUCACUGUAUGACUGUCUAGGCCUUUUGUUUUUUCUCUCCCAUCUUAAUACUCCUCCUUGCGGCUCAGUGACACUCGAUAGUUUUAAUUACUAGAGGGAACAGACACCUCCAAAAUAACAUUUGAGAGUGACCUACAAAACUACAAUACUGUUUGUGAUGCAUGUAUAACUGUGGGGACUAGAUAAGGAUACAGGCUGAAUCCAGUGUGUAAAGAAGCCCAGAAAAUUGCUCUGUCCUGGAUUUUCUUUGUAAGUAGAAAUAGAUGCCUUAAAUUUAUCAUCCAGUGAACACAGACAUACAGCUCCACUCACUCUCUUGAGAGAAAAGCACUUUUAACCAGUUUUAGGUUACUAUGGACAUCUUUUUCUAUGUUAAUCUAUUACGUUUUCUCACUUUCUGACCAGGUUAACAGUUUUAAACACAACAGGCUCUGUAGGGAAAAUCCCUGUGUGAAGUGUCUUUAUUAUUAGAAGUUGUAUUUCAGGAGGGUCCUGUUGAAAAUGACCCAUGGAUGAUGAGUAGGGAAUUGAGAUGGACCAAAGGCGCAGCGAGAGAUUGGAUCCUGAAACAGUUGUUUUUGAGCAGGUUCAAAAAGAAUUUACAGUUUUUGAAUAUUGUUUGCAGAGGUACUAAGAGUAUAUAUAUAUAUAUACAUAAUAUUAUAAGCUGCAUCAUUCAGGCUUAGUUUGCCAAUGUUUAGUUAUUUUUCUUUUCCUUUUCUAGGCAUAGAUGUGUAUUUGUUACAAACUUGUUUUAGCAACUGCUUAUCUCAAGUUUGUGAAGAAAUAAUGGCCUUUUGUUAUUGAUUUCAGUUUAAAUUUGCUUUCUUUUAUUUCUUUUGUUUUGGUUGUUUCACUUUGAGCAUAAACCAUUAAAUUUUCUUUUGUUUUGCUGA